Molecule: messenger RNA, 1617 nt
Organism: Trametes versicolor FP-101664 SS1
Lineage: Eukaryota; Fungi; Basidiomycota; Agaricomycetes; Polyporales; Polyporaceae
Exons: 4
Coding region: 1-1617 (538 amino acids)
Biological process (GO): sucrose catabolic process
Cellular component (GO): fungal-type vacuole
Molecular function (GO): sucrose alpha-glucosidase activity
Source: RefSeq, a predicted model, not a curated record
AUGAGAUUCUGCACGGCAGUCGUAUUAGCGGCGACACUUCUCAGCAGCGUCAUUGCUCAGGACCCAACGGUCCCUGCCAUCCCAACGGGCACACCGAUCCCUGGGAUCUAUAAUGGCACAUACAGGCCGCAGGUCCACUUCUCGCCCCCUCAGCAUUAUAUGAACGACCCGAAUGGGCUGUUCUUGGAUGCCAACGGAACCUACCAUCUGUACUACCAGUAUAACCCUACAGCGAACACCGCGGGGGACCAGCACUGGGGACAUGCUACGAGCCGGGAUCUCUACCACUGGAUCAACCAGCCCAUUGCGAUCUUUCCACCGACCAAUGACACGCAAGUCUUUACUGGGUCUGCCGUCGUCGACGUCAACAACACAUCAGGCUUCUUCCCCGAUCAGGACAACGGCGUCGUUGCGAUCUAUACUCUGAACACGCCCACAGGACAAGUUCAAGAUAUCUCGUACUCCGUCGACGGAGGGUACACCUUCACCGCUUUCUCUGGGAACCCCGUCCUCACCAGCACGUCGACGCAAUUCCGCGACCCGAAGGUGAUGAUAGUCUCGUUCGCUGCGGACCUAACGCUCGGCUUCUACACGUCUCCGGACCUCAAGACGUGGUCGAGCGCGUCCAACUUCACUUAUCCCAACUCCGUCAACCAAUUCGAAUGCCCCAACAUCGUGAAGAUGCCAGUGCAGGGCAGCAAUGACAGCAUGUACGUGCUGUCCACCAGCAUCAGCUCCGGCGGGCCCGCCGGAGGCGGAGCCAUCAUAUACUUCCCCGGCACGUUCAACGGCUCGCACUUCACCGCGGUCGACGACACCCCGCGCUUCAUCGACUUCGGGGCAGAUAGCUACGCGGGCCAGUUCUUCUCUGGGAUCCCGGACGGCGACGAUGCGCUGUUCAUCGCGUGGGCUACCAACGGGCAGUACUCGCAGGACACGCCGACCGCCCAGGAGGGCUGGCGCAGUACGAUGUCGCUCCCGCGCCGCAACCGCCUCGCGCCAAACGCCACGAGCGGUGGCUACGACCUGAUCACGGUCCCCCAAGACCUUUCCCCCGUGCUCGGCGAGCAGCUAGCCUCGAUGGCCGACCUCGCGAACGGCACGUUCUUCGUCGACUACAGCGCGGUCGCCUCCAACGUGAUCUACUUCGAGGCCAACGUCACUGGCGUCUCAGGCGCAAGCGACACCUCGACGCUUAACUUCACGAUUCAGAGCCCCAUCUCGGGCGAGUCGGUGCGCGGCCGGUACUCGUUCGGGGGCAACAACACGUUCGUCGUCGACCGCAGCGGCGUGCACGGGUUCAACAACACGGCCUUCACGGGCACGCCGUUCACGACGACGAGCGCGGUGCGCGCGGACGGGACGUGGACGCUGGCGGGCGUGGUCGACCGGAGCAUCCUCGAGGUGUUCGUGGGCAGCGGUGUGGCGAGCGCGACGGCUCUGUUCUUCGCAACGCAGCCGCUGACGGUGUUCACACUUUCUACGGCGCAGCUCCCGGCGAACGCAUCAGUAAGUGUGGCGGUAUAUGCGGUCCGCAGCGCGUGGAAGGUGGAGGAGAACGGGGAGGGGGUUGUGGUGGGCAAUGUCACGACUAUCGCGUCCCGAGACGAGUUGUAA